GUGUCCCCGUUGUUUACCUGCAGCAGUCGGUGCUCACGGAUCUUGUCGGUGGUUAAACUGUCCGGUUGCUGCUGAAAUAAAUCUCCGUGUCGUUGCUUUCAGUCCCGGUUUGUCCUCGUUGUUCCCGCCGUUAAACAUGUCGUCUGUGGAAGUUCCCGCCGCGCUGCUUCCCGCCGCAGACAACCAGGUGAAGAUGGGUAAAAGCACCGCAGCAGGUCUGAGGAGAGCCGCUCUGGGAGAGAUUACCAACUUUCCUGGAGCCGCAGUCAACACAAAGAGGACGGGACGAGCCAAAGCGUCGGCCAAACCAUCCUGUGCCCUAAAAGCUGCACCCGCUGCGGUCCAGCUGCUGCGUCCAGUAGUCCGGGUUCAAGCACCUGCAGAUCCUCUCCCCCCGGUUUCAGAGGAGUCGGCUGACGUGUCCAUGAAGGAGGAAGAGGAACUGUGCCAGGCUUUCUCUGAGGCGCUGCUCACCGUGGAGGACGUGGACGAGCAGGACGCAGACCUGCCGCAGCUCUGCUCGCAAUAUGUGAAGGAUAUCUACAGUUACCUCCACGUCCUGGAGGUGCAGCAGGCCGUACGAGCCAACUACAUGCAGGGUUAUGAAAUCACCGAGCGCAUGCGAGCUCUUCUGAUCGACUGGCUGGUCCAGGUUCACUCCAGGUUCCAGCUGCUGCAGGAGACUCUGUACCUCACAGUUGCCGUCCUGGAUCGUUUCCUCCAGGUCCAGCCGGUCUCUCGCAGGAAGCUGCAGCUCGUCGGUGUGACGGCCAUGCUGGUGGCCUGUAAGUACGAGGAGAUGUACGCGCCGGAGGUCGGAGACUUCGCCUACAUCACAGACAACGCGUUCUCCAAGUCUCAGAUUCUGGAGAUGGAGCAGGUGGUUCUGAGGACGCUCAACUUUGAGCUCGGACGUCCUCUUCCGCUACACUUCCUCAGACGGGCUUCAAAAGUGGCUAGUUCUGAUGUAGAGAGACACACUCUGGCCAAGUACCUGAUGGAGUUGACCCUCAUCGACUACGACAUGGUUCACUACCGGCCCUCUGAGAUCGCCGCUGCCUCCCUCUGUCUCUCCCAGCUGCUGCUCGACGGGCUGCCGUGGUCUCAAACACAGCAGCACUACUCGACUUACGACGAGGCCCACCUGAAGCCGAUCAUGCAGCACAUCGCCAAGAAUGUCGUGCUGGUAAACGACGGGAAGACGAAGUUCCAGGCUAUAAAGAACAAGUACUCGAGCAGCAGACUGAUGAAGAUCAGCCUCAUCCCUCAGCUGAAGACGCCCAUCAUCAAGAACAUGGCGGCCGCUGUGCUCAACAAUCCUUGAGGAACUUUCCAUUUCAGACGACAUUUUACUUGCACUUUAUUUUAGAUUGAUCACUGUGGAGUUUUUAAUAAAAUGGUUUUAUAUUUUUCAACCAAA
This is a messenger RNA of Morone saxatilis (striped sea-bass), 1420 nucleotides long. RefSeq names its product cyclin B2 (gene ccnb2). The record is from RefSeq and is a predicted model, not a curated record. Gene Ontology annotation, biological process: regulation of cyclin-dependent protein serine/threonine kinase activity; mitotic cell cycle phase transition. The coding region runs from base 137 to 1324 and encodes 395 amino acids. Gene Ontology annotation, cellular component: nucleus; cytoplasm; cyclin-dependent protein kinase holoenzyme complex. Gene Ontology annotation, molecular function: cyclin-dependent protein serine/threonine kinase regulator activity. NCBI's taxonomy places the organism in Eukaryota, Metazoa, Chordata, Actinopteri, Moronidae. The transcript is spliced from 9 exons.